Molecule: messenger RNA, 1104 nt
Organism: Saccharomyces mikatae IFO 1815
Lineage: Eukaryota; Fungi; Ascomycota; Saccharomycetes; Saccharomycetales; Saccharomycetaceae
Gene: IPL1
Product: aurora kinase
Exons: 1
Coding region: 1-1104 (367 amino acids)
Biological process (GO): protein phosphorylation; regulation of cytokinesis; mitotic spindle organization
Cellular component (GO): chromosome passenger complex; spindle microtubule; spindle midzone
Molecular function (GO): ATP binding; protein kinase activity
Source: RefSeq, a predicted model, not a curated record
AUGCAGCGCAACAGUCUGGUGAAUGUCAAGUUAAACGCAGACUCGCCGUCGGGAAAGUCCACAACAAGGCCUAACACGUCCAAGAUAAAUAAGCCAUGGAGGAUAUCCCAUUCGCCACAGCAGAGAAACCCAAGCUCAAAGAUACCCUCACCUGUACGAGAAAAAUUGAACAGAUUACCUGUAAACAACAAGAAAUUCUUAGAAAUAGAACAUUCCAAGAUUCCAUCACCUGUAAGGAAAAUGGCCUCCACCAAAAUGGCACACGAGAAUAAGAAUUUACCUAAAUUCAAAUCGCUCUCCCUCGAUGACUUUGAACUAGGGAAGAAAUUGGGGAAAGGAAAGUUUGGUAAAGUUUAUUGUGUUCGGCAUAGGAGUACAGGAUUCAUUUGUGCACUGAAAGUAAUGGAAAAGGAGGAAAUAAUAAAAUAUAAUCUACAGAGACAAUUUAGAAGAGAGGUAGAAAUACAAACAUCGCUAAAUCACCCGAAUUUAACCAAAUCUUACGGCUAUUUUCAUGAUGAAAAAAGGGUAUACUUGUUGAUGGAGUAUUUAGUAAACGGGGAGAUGUAUAAACUAUUAAGGUCUCAUGGCCCUUUCAACGACAUCUUGGCUUCUGAUUAUGUCUACCAAAUUGCCAAUGCCUUGGAUUAUAUGCAUAAAAAAAACAUUAUUCACAGAGACAUCAAGCCUGAAAAUAUACUAAUAGGAUUCAAUAACAUCAUCAAGUUAACAGACUUCGGAUGGAGCAUAAUAAAUCCACCAGAUAGCAGAAGAAAAACAGUAUGUGGGACAAUUGACUAUCUUUCUCCAGAAAUGAUUGAAUCAAGGGAAUACGACCACACUAUAGACGCAUGGGCCCUCGGUGUUUUGGCAUUCGAACUACUGACCGGUGCCCCGCCCUUCGAAGAAGAAAUGAAAGAUACCACCUAUAAGAGGAUAGCUGCAUUGGACAUCAAAAUUCCUAGUAAUAUCUCUCAAGAUGCACAGGAUUUAAUACUUAAGUUGCUGAAAUACGAUCCCAAGGAUAGAAUGCGACUCGAAGACGUAAAAAUGCAUCCUUGGAUACUAAGAAACAAGCCGUUUUGGGAAAACAAGCGAUUAUAA